Messenger RNA from Girardinichthys multiradiatus, 2358 nucleotides. Its product is annotated as extracellular calcium-sensing receptor-like. The transcript has 7 exons. Gene Ontology annotation, molecular function: G protein-coupled receptor activity. Gene Ontology annotation, biological process: G protein-coupled receptor signaling pathway. The record is from RefSeq and is a predicted model, not a curated record. Gene Ontology annotation, cellular component: membrane. The coding region runs from base 1 to 2358 and encodes 785 amino acids. NCBI's taxonomy places the organism in Eukaryota, Metazoa, Chordata, Actinopteri, Cyprinodontiformes, Goodeidae.
AUGAUAUAUAAUCACAGAGAACUGAAGUUUGCUAGAACAAUGAUUUUUGCUGUCGAGGAGAUCAACAGGGAUCCUUUGCUUCUCCCUGGAUUAAGCUUGGGUUACAAGGUGUACAAUGGGUGUGGGGCUGACAACCUCAUUCGAGCAGCUAUUGAAGCUAUAAAUGGAAAUGACCCACUGUCCUGCAGUGAUCAGACGCUGGCUAUCUUAGGUCAUUCAUCCUCUGGCGUGAGUGAUGACAUAAACACCAUAAUCAGUACGGUAUCUGUGCCACAGAUUAGUCACCUGUCUACAUGUGCUUGCUUAAGUGACAAAAUUCGAUAUCCAACAUUCUUCAGAACGGUACCAAGCGACCGCUACCAAAUCACAGCUCUGGUAGAGCUUAUGAAAUACUUUGACUGGCGCUGGAUAGGAAUCAUUCAUUCUGUGGGUACAUAUGCAGAGGAAGGUGCAUCUGAGUUAGUUAAAGAGGCACUAAAGGAAGGUAUAUGUGUAGAAUACAGGAUACUUUACUUAAAAACAUCCAGGUUGAGAUUUAGAACCAUAGUAAAGACACUGCAGGAGUCUUCGUCCAAGGUGGUAUUGAUGUUUAUGUCGCUGUCUUAUGCAGAGUCAUUCCUUUCAGAAAUGGAGGUGCAUAACAUAACUGGAAAGCAGUGGGUGGGCAGUGAAUCUUGGAUCACACAAACACACCUUGUUUCUGCUGAUAGAAAGCACAUCUUACAGGGGGCAAUAGGCUUUGCCCUUCCUCAGGCAUCCAUACCAGGUCUAGGGGAAUUCCUGCUUAGCUUAAAACCUUUCAAUCAAUCAGACAGCUCUCUAAUUGAAGCUAUCUGGGAGGAUUUCUUUGGAUGCAGCUUCACCCCAACAAAUACCUCUACUUUGUGUACUGGUACAGAAGAUCUACAGGCCAUCUCUAGUGUCUACACAGAUGUAACAAAUUUCAGAGAGGAAAAUUGUAUUUAUACAGCUGUCUAUUCUGUAGCAUUUGCUCUCAGUGUGCUUUUGCAGUGUGAAAAUGGCUCAAAUCCUACCACUGGAAAUCCCUGUUUGUCCAAGGAUGAAAUCCAGCCUAAGUUAGUAUUUGAUGCCAUGAAGCUAGUAAACUUCACAACUAAGAAUGGGGCUAACAUUUUCUUUGAUAAUAAUGGUGACUCUACUGCCAAGUAUGACCUUGUGAAUUGGCAGAUAAAAGAGGAUGGUUCAGCAGACAUAGUCAGCAUUGGCCAGUUUGAUAAUUCUUUACCGGAGGGGACGAAACUGAAACUAAAAGACAAUAUGAAAAUAGUUUGGGGCAGCUAUAAUAACAUGGUGGUACGGUCUGUCUGCAGAGAGCCGUGUCCACCAGGAACUCGAAAGGCUGUAAACAAAAAUAAGCCUUUGUGCUGCUUUGAUUGCUUUCAGUGUCAUGAAGGAACAAUUAGUAAUAAGACAAAUUCUCUUGACUGUUUGACCUGUUCACCUGAAUUUCGGCCAAAUGAAAUGAGAGACAACUGUGUUCCAAAACCUACUGAAUACCUUUCCUACACGGAGACCAUGGGGGCUCUUCUUACUGGUUUUGGCACCUUUGGUGUAUUUUUAUCACUUCUCAUGACCACAAUAUUUUUUUGUCAUAAAGACACUCCCAUUGUAAGAGCAAACAACUCUGAGCUGAGCUUUCUGCUUCUGUUUUCACUAAAGUUGUGUUUCCUCUGCUCAUUGACCUUCAUUGGUCGGCCCACUCAUUGGUCUUGCAUGCUUCGACACACCUCAUUCAGCAUUACAUUUGUCUUUUGCAUUUCAUGUGUUCUGGGGAAAACAAUGCUGGUUCUGAUGGCCUUCAGAGCAAGACUUCCAGGCAGCAACGUGAUGAAGUGGUUUGGACCUGCACAGCUAAGAGUCACCGUUCUCAUUUUUACCCUUGUUCAGGUUGUCAUUUGUACAAUUUGGCUAACAACCAGACCACCAUUCCCAAAUAUGAAUAUGCAGUACUAUAAAGACCGAAUCAUUUUAGAGUGUGCUCUGGGUUCAGCGGUUGGAUUCUGGGCAGUGCUCGGUUAUAUAGGAAUUCUUGCUGCCUUAUGCUUCAUUCUUGCUUUUCUUGCCAGAAAACUACCGGACAGUUUUAAUGAAUCCAAACUAAUCACAUUUAGCAUGCUGAUAUUCUGUACAGUCUGGAUCACAUUUAUCCCAUCAUAUGUUAGCUCUCCAGGAAAAUUUACUGUGGCUGUGGAGAUAUUUGCUAUUCUGGCCUCGAGUUUUGGUUUGUUGCUUUGCAUUUUUGCUCCAAAGUGUUAUAUUAUUUUGCUGAGACCAGACCAAAACUCAAAAAAGAGUUUAAUGAACAAAAGCAAAAGACCUGAUCACAAUGAUGGCUGA